CUGAAAACUGGGAACCGGAAUUUCGUUCAGUCUGGCAGGCCUUGAGUAUAAAAGUUGGCUUUGGUAAAAGAAAUCUUCGGCGGCGGCGGUGGCUUAUUCUGAUUGGUUGAAUUUCUUCAUUUUCCGGCGGAUUUUAGACAAUUUGCACUCUAUUUUUUUGAAAGGAUAUAUGGUAAGACUCUGGAUGAUGAUAGGACAGAAGAGAACCCCUGCAUAUUAGUUGGAAGAAAGGAAGCAGGAAAGUGCGAUGUAUUCAGAAGCCUGAGAGGUGUCAAAAGGUAUUUAUUUUGUUUUCAAAAUGGAAUUUAUUUUGAGACCAUCCUUAUGCCGUAGAUCUGCCAUUUCUGCUAUAGUGGCUCUGUGGAAUCAAAAAGAUAUCAGAUGUCAUAUUUUAAAUUAUGAAUGGUCAUCAGAUAUUAACAAAAAAGCACAGUGGAGAUUUAUAGAAGAUAAAGUAAUCGAAAAUAUUUUAAUUCUUCCAAUAACUCAAUUCGCUAAACAGAGUUUACUUGAUUUAGUUCAAUUAAUAGGAUCUCAUAUUUUUCAGUGGAAAGAAUUUCACUUGUUUCUUAAUAUAAAUUUGCCAGAUUCAUUUUGUUGGACACCAUAUGGAACAAUUGAUGCUAAAAAGACAGCUGAGAAGUUGCUAAAAGAUGAAAAUUUGAGUUUUGUUGUUCAUUUCAGACUUGCUUGUGUUUAUUGCAUUGACAGUUACAUAUAUAGCUUAUGGCCUCAAGUGCAAAGAUAUUUUACAGAAAAGUUAAUUGAGAAAUUUAUUUUAGAUGAAUCUGCUGAAGUAAUAUUUUGGACAUUUUAUUUAGAAGGAGAAAUGAAUAAAUUAAUGCUUUUAACUGAAUAUGUUGGAAAUAAAAAUGCUUUUGAAUAUGGACUUCAUAAGAGUUGUACUAACAAAUGGGCAGUUAAAUAUUUUGUUGAAAAAAUAAAUGAAGAAAGAAAGACAAAGAUUAUUUUUAACUGUGCUAAGCAUAUAGUUACAAAUCACUGGAAUCGCAAAACAGAUACAUUGAUUUUAUUUCUAUCAUACAUGAAUGGAAACCAACAGGAAGAAUUUUUUAAUCUCUCAGCAUAUGGUGUUUUAGAAUGUUUCUUACUGUGGCCUUGGCAAGAAUUUUUCCUGGAUAUUAUCAAUACUGUGUGGAAUUCAUUGUCUGAAAUAGAAUAUUACAAUUUACUUGAGAAUGUUGCUCAUAAAAUUUCUGUAUUCAAUAGAAGUCAUAUAUAUAUUCAGACUUUUCAAGAGUUAUGGAAUAAUACUGCUCAGAAUUAUAAAAAUUAUAUUAUAACUAAGUGUUAUAAUGGAACAUAUCUCAGUCGCCUUUUUAUGAUAAAAAAUACAGAUCCUAUGAUCAAAUUAAUUUUGUGUGAUGCAACACCUGAAGAAAAACAUAAAAUGAUUUUUUAUGUUGAAGGCCCUAGUAUUUGCUGCUUUUUGUAUCGCGAGAAACGAUUAGAUUCUUUAAAAAUGUUGAUUAAAGCAUGUAUUCAAUCAGAUGACAUAAUGACCUCUUUCAAAGAAAUAUAUCAAACGCAUGCAGAAGUGUGCCCAUAUCCUACAAGUUCAAUAGAAUUGAAUAAUUUCUUCUUGCUGAUAGAUAGUUUCUUAUAACUCUCAUUUUAAACAUAUUUUUCUUUAACCAUCAAGUUUAAUUCUGUGUUUUCAAUGAUGAAGCAUUUUCUGUAUCUCAUAAAAGCCUUCUGUUAAAGCAGUUAGUUUUCUUAUAGUUUGUACAAUUAACUCUCUUCUGUAUUAAAAUUUUCUUGCAUACUUU
Messenger RNA from Stegodyphus dumicola, 1790 nucleotides. RefSeq lists its product as uncharacterized. NCBI's taxonomy places the organism in Eukaryota, Metazoa, Arthropoda, Arachnida, Araneae, Eresidae. The record is from RefSeq and is a predicted model, not a curated record.